This is a messenger RNA of Necator americanus (New World hookworm), 495 nucleotides long. RefSeq lists its product as uncharacterized. The record is from RefSeq and is a predicted model, not a curated record. Bases 1 to 495 code for a protein of 164 amino acids. The transcript has a single exon. NCBI's taxonomy places the organism in Eukaryota, Metazoa, Nematoda, Chromadorea, Rhabditida, Ancylostomatidae.
AUGCGUAGAACAGUAAAUCAGUGCCCUGUCGAUAUCAUCUUAGCACCAUCAGGACACCCCUUGAUCAAUGUUGCGUACGCUGACGAUGUUGUUAUAUUCGCGGAAAGCAGUACGAAACUUGUAUCGAAGCUGGUUGCAGCCUAUGGACUACGUCUACGCCCUGAUAAACGCAAGCAGAUGUGGAAUUCUUUGUUUGAAUGUUUUCCGUACAUCCUGAUUCCCGUUCGAGAACUCGAACGGGAAUCAGGAUGUACGGAAAACCGGUCGAACGAUGAGUUUUGCUACUUGGGCUGCAUCCGGUACAACGGCUGCUACGAGAAAGACGCUCAGCAAAGAUGUGCUGAGGUCACUUCACUAUUAAAGUUUUCAAAGAAAUGUCUCGUUUCUCAUCAUCAACGAAGACAAGCUGUGAGAUUGCCUAUAUUCAAUUCGCCCCAUCAUGUUGUACGGGUCGGAGGCUUGGGCAGCACCGUCUAUGGUGAUGGAGAAGCUUGA